Molecule: messenger RNA, 1857 nt
Organism: Pieris macdunnoughi
Lineage: Eukaryota; Metazoa; Arthropoda; Insecta; Lepidoptera; Pieridae
Source: the annotation of a GenBank genome assembly
AUGAAUGACUUGCCAGAAGCUAGUGAUAGCAAUGGAACGACUGAACUUGAAACUUUGGAAUAUCUUCGUGGUGUAAAAUCAUCAACAUGUCUGCUCUUGACUCCAAGUCCAACAACUUUGGAUUUUAAACAUCCACUCUCAGAAGAAAUGGGUGACAAUGCUUUUUUAGCAUUGAAUGAUGACACCAAGAGCAUCAACAUUGGAAACUCUGAGGCAAGCGCUGGUGAUUCUAGUUCAUCAGGAGAUUCUAACUCUGUUGCUCAAGACCCUGUCAGUGCACAGCUUAUUAACAAUAUAAGCAUGCUGGAUUAUCAGACUCUUAGCAAAAAUGGAGACAUCAUUUUAGGACAGCCGGAAAGUAAACUUAAUGGAAGUUUAAGUGUAAACAAUAGAAAACUACCCAAUUUUGUGAAAUGGAACUGGCCUCUAAUAAGAAACAUUAUUUUAUGGAUUGUACUCUCGGCUCUAAUUGCUUGCUUGGCAGCUAUUGUAACUAUGGUAGUAACUAUACCAAAAACUUGUAAUCCUAAUCUCCCCUGGCAUCAAGGUAAGGUAUUCUAUGAAGUUUUUCCUGCAAGUUUUAAGGAUUCAAAUAAUGAUGGUUUUGGUGAUAUAAAGGGUUUGAUAAAAAAAUUAGAUUAUAUUAAAGAGUUAGGAGGUUCUACUAUUCGCCUAAAUUAUAUAUUUGAAUCUCAUGACUAUCCUGUACACUUUUAUAAUACAACAAAUACCCUAAAAAUUGAUAGGAGUAUAGGUAUCUUGAAAGAUUUUCAAGACCUGGUAUUGGCAGUUCAUAAACUUAAUAUGCAUAUAAUACUUGAUGUACCAGUGUCUAGUCUAAUUGUAAUUGAACCUUUUCCAAUUUCAAAUCAAUCUGUCCUGGCACAUAAUGAGACUACUUCAGACCUCGAUAUUACUACCAAGAGUAUCCUUUUUUGGGCUUGUGAGCAAAAUGUCGAUGGAUUAUAUUUGAAAAACUUAGAAAUGUUUACUGCGGAUGACAAUUUUGGAAAAUCAUUGCAAAUUUGGAAAGAACUCAUUGGUAGUGACAAAAUUUUUAUGGCAAGUGAAGCUGCACUCUUGAAAGCCAAGGGAUCAAGCCUUACAGUAUUGCUUAACAGAAUAGAUUUGAUUGAUAUUCAUAUAGACUUGAACAAUGGUAUAAAGAGGUUAAAAGAUAGGAUUGAAUCGGUAACAUCUGGAAUCCUUUGGGAAAAACCUCACUAUCCAUGGGUUCAUUGGAAUAUAGGUAACAUCAACAGUCAAAGGAUUUCAUCAAAAACAACCAAUAAUACUCUUGCUUCAAUAGCUUUAGAGAUGGCCUUGCCUGGAGCGGUAGGAAUAUUCUACGGCGAUGAAAUAGGUUUGGGGAGUCUAGAAAGAUAUGGUAUAGAAAGUGAUUUCCAUGAACAUGAACACGUACAUAAUCUUGCUACUAUGUCUUUUCCUGAAAAUGACAAAACUGAAACCGGCGCAAUAUUACCGUGGAAUCAUGAAUCUAUCAAAAAACCAAUGUACGAAUAUUUAAACACUAUAAAACACUUAAUUAAAGUGAGAUUGGACACUCCAACAAUAUAUUUACGGGGGAUAUAUAAAGAGGGUAAUGUUUUGAAAAAUAUAGAUGUGCGUAAAACUGUGGACAAUCUUGUUGUCAUUGAGCGCUGGUUUCCGCGAAGAAAUACGUGUGUAUUUGUUGGUAAUUUUGGUAAUCAGGCGAUAACAACUGAUUUAUCAUCUAUGUUUUAUGGUGGUGUUGUUGUGGGUGCGACAAAUUCGUCUCUUGUCGGAACAAGUUUAUACUUUGAUAAGGUUACGUUUUCUCCGAAUUCGGCUCUUAUUAUAAAAUUAGAAAAAUAA